AUGGCUCCGGAAACAAAGAGCCGUAAACCUGCGAAUACCGCCUUUAAACAACAACGAUUAAAGGCAUGGCAACCUAUCCUUACACCAAAAACAGUUUUGCCAACUUUCUUUAUCAUUGGAAUCAUCUUUGCACCACUUGGUGGUUUAUUGUUAUGGGCUAGUAACAAUGUGUCUGAAAUUAAUGUUGAAUAUACAUUUUGUGAUUCAGCAGCCCCAAUUUAUCCAAUUUUUGAAAAAAUGCCAUCUAAAUAUAUUCAAACUUCAUUUUCUGGAGCGAUUCCAGGAUCUGUUGGAUCAACACAAUGGAGUCGUCAAGUUAUUGUACCGAUUCAAUCUAACCCCCAAAAGAUAUCCUAUUGGAGUUGUAGAAUAAGAUUCGAUAUACCAAACCAAUUGGAACCUCCAGUCUUUUUUUAUUAUCAUUUAACAAAUUUUUACCAAAAUCAUAGACGUUAUGUCAAAAGUCUUGAUCCUGAUCAAUUGAAAGGCGUUGCUGUUAGUCCAUCAAAUUUACAAAAAAAUUGCAAACCAAUGGCCGUUACAUCCGAUGGUUUUCCGAUUUAUCCUUGUGGCUUGAUUGCUAACUCCCAAUUCAAUGAUACAAUCAGUAAUCUCUCACUUUUAAGCGAAUCAAAUCUUGAUGUUAUUGAAGGAUCGUAUAACUUUAGUCAAAGUGGUAUAGCAUGGCCAUCUGACAGACAAAAAUAUGGCAAAACAACUUAUGACUACAGUCAAAUACGUCCACCACCCGAUUGGGCUGAUAGAUAUCCUAAUGGUACUUACACAGCUGAAUAUCCACCACCUGACCUUCCAAACGAUGAACUUUUUCAAGUCUGGAUGCGAACAGCUGGUCUACCUAGCUUCAGAAAGCUUUAUGGUAAAAAUGAAAUAGAGCCAUUGAAAGCUGGAACCUAUGAAGUUAUAAUUGAAUACAAAUUUCCUGUUACUAGAUAUGGUGGAACCAAGUCAUUUGUAAUUUCCACUGUAUCAUUCCUUGGUGGUAAAAAUCCUUUCUUGGGAUUCGCUUAUAUUGGAGUUGGUAUUCUUUGUGUGCUACUUGGAUGUGCAUUUACUGCUAGACAUUUAUACAAACCAAGAAAACUGGGUGAUCAUGCUUAUUUGUCUUGGAAUAAUCCUACGCCUACAAACAACCAAUAA
Messenger RNA from Entrophospora sp. SA101, 1158 nucleotides. The record is from the annotation of a GenBank genome assembly. NCBI's taxonomy places the organism in Eukaryota, Fungi, Glomeromycota, Glomeromycetes, Entrophosporales, Entrophosporaceae.